ACUGACCAAAAGUGAUUAUCAUCCUUUCAACUUUCCUGUUUGAAGGUUGCAACGACACAGCGCGUAACCAAUCUAUCCCUUCCACCACCAUUGUAGCGGAAUUGCACAAACCCAAGAGUUCAGUGGAACUCUGGCAAUUCCAGCCAAUACUCGUGCCUCUUAUCGAGCUGCGGUGGGGAACAGCGCCAGAGAUGAAGCAUGUUAAAAGCGACUCAUCUGCAGAACCCAGAAGACACACAAACCAACACUUCUCUCAUCUAAUAUGAACGCAAAUCGCUGGUCUGAAUUUUCCAUGAUCCAUGAUAUGCUCCUGGAGCAAAAAGGGGUGAAUCCCAUCCUGAUUGACCAGGAAAUCCUCCGCGACCAGAACGACGAGGUCAUAGUGCACCCAUGUAACUGGCCCGGCUGCACGAUGCACAUCGGUGUCGAGCUCAAGCAGAUAUCCAAACAUCUACAGAAACAUCAUGGUAUCAACAUCAGCGCUACGAGCGAGGACACGCAAAAAAUUCCCUGUCUUUGGACGGGUUGUGUCGAUGCCCGAACGAAACCAGGGAACCUCCCACGUCAUAUACUUUCACACCUUGAAGUACGACAGAUUUGUUCGAUAUGCGGGGCUUCCCUCUCGCGGGAUGAUGCCUUUCGAAGACAUACUCUUGAAAAGCCGGGCUGCCAGGAUGCAAAGUCUGUUGUCAGGUAUGGAGACAAAUCGCUAGUAAUUGACAAAUUGUGCAUUGAGGGGGGUUGGUCGGCCAGCCAAAACGUCAUGUGUGUCCCCUGAUGUCUCUUAGACUGAUGUAGUCCUCUGGCGUUAUCUUACAGUAGUAUCCCUAUCGUUCUGUGUUCCAACCUUAUGUGCAUCUUCCUGUAGUUCCUGUCCGUCAUCAGUAAUCAGUAAUUGUUCUACCGUAUACUCCUACUUAAUCGAUCCUGUCUGGGCUAAUGUACUGUCUUUUCUUCUUGGA
This is a messenger RNA of Suillus subaureus, 962 nucleotides long. RefSeq lists its product as uncharacterized. NCBI's taxonomy places the organism in Eukaryota, Fungi, Basidiomycota, Agaricomycetes, Boletales, Suillaceae. The transcript is spliced from 2 exons. The record is from RefSeq and is a predicted model, not a curated record. The coding region runs from base 263 to 778 and encodes 171 amino acids.